AAUAAUUUUCCUUAGAAAAAUUUGGGUAGAGUCCAAAGUUGAGUAAAGGAAGACAGAAAUCCAUUUAAAAUACAAGAGAAAUCACAUAUCAUCAUUCCAUAAUAUACUCUCAGCCACCAUUAAAAUACACACAACACUUGAGCUGAGCAGUGUCAGCAAAGAUUCCAAUUUUCCAACCAAUCUCUUCUCCUCCUUUUUGCACCACCGGUACGGCCGCUGUAUUGCCGCCGGUGGUACCUCAGUCCCCACUCCACCGUCGACUGAAAAAAAAGAAGAGGACCCACAUUUCCUCCAUUAUUUACCUACCAAGUACUGCUCCAACAUAUAUUUGAAAUUCAAUUCAGUUCAAUUCAAUCAUGGAAAAAAUCAGAGUUCUCUUUUUCUCCACUUUCACUAUGUGGGUUACAAAGUAAAAAAGGGGAAGCUGAAAUUUAAUUUCCUCUGUUUUUGAAGAUGCUCUGCUGCAAAAAUUCAGUUAAAAAUGGCCGUGGAUCUGUUCCGGUGUACCUAAACGUAUACGAUCUAACCCCAAUGAAUGGAUAUGCUUAUUGGCUUGGUCUCGGAGUUUACCAUUCCGGCGUUCAAGCUAGUUCAUGGAGUUGAGUAUGCAUUUGGAGCUCAUGAGUAUCCAAGUACUGGAAUUUUCGAAGGGGAGCCUAAAAAGUGCGAGGGAUUUAUUUUCAGAAAGACAAUUUUGAUCGGAUGGACGGAGAAGACACCUGGAGAAGUAAGAAGAGUUAUGGAAGAACUUGCUGACAAGUAUAAAGGAAAUGCUUACAACCUUAUUACUAAGAAUUGUAACCAUUUCUGUAGCGAUGCUUGUGUUAAACUCACUAGCAAUCCAAUUCCCAGUUGGGUUAAUCGACUAGCAAGAAUUGGUUUCAUUUGCCAUUGUAUCGUUCCAAUGAGCUUAAAGUCUACCAAAGUCCGCCACCAUCGGAUGGAGGACAAGGCAGGUGAAGGGAACAGCAAGAAACCUCAGAGCAGCUCGAAUAACCCGACUCAAUCUUCAAAUCCAUCAGAUGAAGGGGACAAGAAGAAACCUCAGAGCAACUCGGAUAAGCCGGCCCCAUCUUCAAAUCCAUCAAACAACAAGAAGCCUCAGAGCAGCUCCAAUAAGCCUACAACUUUAAAUCCAUCGUCAGCUUCUUCGCAAUCUCCUCCAAUUGCCAAAUCCACUAGUAACAAAACCAGAAGCCCUCUACCUCCACCUACGCCAUUGACAUCAGAUUCAAAUGCAUCCUAGAAUUUCCUGAUGCAGAAAGGACAAUGCUUUAUUUGAUUCACCUUUAUUCUUUUGCUCGUUUCUUCAUAAUGCUAACAAAUAUUGUAUAUGCAAAUGCUUUCAGUGAAAUGAAAAUCUAAAAUAUGCAGCAACAAGCAAAUGGAGGUUAA
Solanum dulcamara is the source of this 1395-nucleotide messenger RNA. Its product is annotated as deSI-like protein At4g17486. Bases 536 to 1246 code for a protein of 236 amino acids. The record is from RefSeq and is a predicted model, not a curated record. Lineage: Eukaryota; Viridiplantae; Streptophyta; Magnoliopsida; Solanales; Solanaceae. Gene Ontology annotation, molecular function: deubiquitinase activity. The transcript has 3 exons. Gene Ontology annotation, biological process: protein deubiquitination.